UCGAUGCAAGCGGAAGAAACAAGGAUACAUGGACGUGUGUUUUGUUUGCUCUGUAAGAGCACGUAAAGCUAAUAAAAGCGAUUUUACUAAAAUUUUUACAGUCCAGGGGGUCUACUGAUUCUGUUUUACUGUACUGACCUUAAGAUUCAUGCAACAUUUUGGACUGAACUCUUAGUACAGCGACAACCGUAGCUUAGCAACAUUGGACAAUAGUGAGUAGCUAAUGCUGUGUGUGAGGCGAAGUAUCAACUAGCUUGGUUAAAUCUAUAACAUAAUAUUAUAAUAUUAUAUAACUAUUUUGAAAACGUAAUUGUCAGGGUUAUCGCUCAUUCUACAGUAACUAUCGACAGAAAUAACCUUGUGCAUCGCGCGUAAUCUGCGCGUUUCGUUCGUUUGUAAAGAAAUGUAGUAGAGGCCCGGUGUUAUUUAUAACCUCAGCAAAGCAGUUUUUUGGUCUUGGUUAAACCAGAGCUUCGUAUUUCCCCUUUGUAUAAUAAGGAGCUUUGUUUUAGUUGGGUGGCCAGGUUCUGUUCACAGCACACCUAUACUGCAGAUUUGGAAAAUAUCUGUUAACGUACUCCCCUAAAACGAGUGGAAAACAUGAAAAUGAGGCGUUACCUAUGCCUGAACACUUUGGACUUAGCGUCAAGCCUUUUGCCAUGGGUUUGUAGUUGUGGUUAUUGUGCGGAUUUUCCAGAUGUCUGGCACCCUGACUCUACCAAUUUUGUAGUAAUAUUGUAUAAAGAGAGAAAUUGGGAAUAUAUUAAAAUGUUUGCCCUAGAACCAUUCCGUAAUUAAUUACCUACAGUUUUUACUAUAAAUUUAAUGAAAAAAAAGUAUUGCAAAAGAGCUAAAACGUAGGUAACAUUUCAUAAUUUAUUUGACACCGCUCAGUACAGAUAUCUGAGGACAGUCCAUUAAAGAAAGUUAAAAAAAAAAGGAAAUACAUUUGUUCAGCUGCAGAAAACAGAUGUUAGAUUGUAGUAGUCUGCUAUUUGUACUCUUCACUUAAGAGAUCAACUGUUGGCUCUUUUCUAUCAGACUCUCAAGCUUAGUUACUUGCCGAAGUAUUGUCGUUCCUUGUAAUAAUGUUUUCAUACUCACAGCAUACUGAAAAAGCGUCUCUCUACUUCGCUGCUAUUUCACUAUACAUUCAGGAAACCGCUAUUUCAGACAAGCUCCGUUUGUAUUAGCUCGCUUAUUUAAAUAUCCCCCUGCUUAACACGCAACGCCAUUUUGUACAACCGUCUUUUCAUUCUUAAUUACCAGAGGGGGCGCAAAAAUGUGAGUCGUAUAUUUGCAUUUAGGACCUUUCAUUUUACUCAAUCAAACGUUUGAAAAUUAAAUAAACAAGUAUGUUUGGCAUCGCAUUUUCAGUGUUUAAUUGUAUUAAAAUUUACUGUCAAAUUAUGAUCAAAUAAUUACUAGAGCUUGAAAGAUAUAUUAAAUUAAAUUAUGCCAUCACAUCAACAAUUCUUGUAGCCUAUUGAAAAUGUGACACUAAUAGCAGUUUGUUGUUUUCAUACUGUAUACCCUAAUAUAGAAUUUAUCUGUGUGAACAGAAAACAAAACAAAAAACAAAGGAUUUGUUCCAAGACGUUAAUAGACGAAGUUGUUUUGUGUCUUUUUGAAAUUGUUGUUGUAGACUCAAUAACCGUCACUCACACAACAGAAGACUAUAUGCACAGAAAUUUCCUCUCAUCAGUUAUUCAGCUAACAGAAACCUGUCCCCGUUAACUGUAAACAUGCUACAGCUACUGAUUAAUUUGCACGUAACUUCUCUUACCUGGCACUUGAGCUCCUAUAUAUGUGAGUACGGAUCCUGGCUUCCACUUAUCCUUGCAGUAAAAUAUCUGAACCUUCUAACACUGUUGUUUCAUCAGUCAGUGAGUGGGAUCCAGUGGGCGUGCUUACGUCAUUUUGAUCGACACUAUGUCGGAAUUUGCAUAGCUUUGCUCUUUAACGAAUACCUUUCAGCGCGAGGCGAGUGGAGCUCAACACCCAGCAAAGGCAACUGGUGGACCUGGUUGACCACGUGACUGUCACUCCUCAUUCAUAUCACUGCGCAGCCUCCCUCAUAACUCCGCUGAUUGAAGCCGGCGGAAGGCUGGCGGUUGGACCGUAGUUGCGGCAAUAUACACGUUCAGCGUGACAGUAGGAGAGACAUUCGAGACAAUGCCAGAAUGAAUACAUUCUUAGAUUACUCAGUGAUGAGCGGCGGCGACGGGGGUGGCGGGGGUUCGUGCUCUGUCAGUGCAUUCCAUGCAGAUCACGAAACUUUCCAGUCGUGUUCCGUCACGGUAAAUAACUGCAACGGGAGCGAGCGAUUCUUGACUAGCAGAGCGUCACCGGACUCUGUAUCAAAUCAUUCACAUAAAGCUGGCUGUUAUCAAUCCUCCGGUACACUGUCAAUUGCUUAUGGUGCCCACCCAACGUACGGGGCUCAAACUUUUUGCACCAGUUAUAAUCACUACACCGUAAACCAGGAGUCUGACUCCACUGCAUGUUUAAGUCAGUGCGGUCCGCUAGUUUACUCUGGAAAUACUGUCGAACCCCAUCACCGCCAUCAUCAUUUUCAACAUGGUUACAACGGCAGCAGCGUUCGCUUACCUGGGCAACUUCAGUUUGCAACUGCUACUUAUGGUCACGGUCAGGAUCAGGCAAAUUUGACGUUGCUGGCAGGUUGUUCGAAUCCUCUCUCUUCUUUGCAUGCGUCACACCACAACGUGUGCUGUUCAUCUCUAUCAGAUGGUGUGCCAGCGGCUCAGACGUUUGACUGGAUGAAAGUUAAGCGGAACCCACCAAAAACAGGAAAAGUCGGAGAGUAUGGCUAUGGCGGUCAGCCCAACACUGUUCGAACCAAUUUUACAACCAAACAGCUGACAGAGCUAGAGAAGGAGUUUCACUUCAACAAGUAUCUGACGCGUGCCAGGCGUGUAGAAAUAGCUGCUUCCCUCCAGCUGAAUGAGACUCAGGUGAAGAUUUGGUUUCAAAAUCGUCGCAUGAAGCAGAAGAAGCGCGAAAAAGAGGGUCUGCUGCCCAAAAAUGAGUCUGCACCAGGGGACGGCGCAGAAAAAGCUGAAGUUUCAUCGGAGCUUUCUUUCUCUGCACCGUCAACGCCAUCUCCCGGCUCCUCUGCGACUGAUCCUUACUUGUCGGGCUAAAAGCCUGUUACUGAGUUAUCCUAAUUGGAUGAGAAGUACAGAACCGUAGAUCAACAGUUGUGUUGAACUUUUGUAAACUGGACCUGCCCACAAGGCAUUUUGUCAAAAGAAAUAAUGCACUAUUUAUGGGGCUUGACAAUACAAGUGUGUUAUAUUGUUGUAAAGUAGUAGGCAAUCAAGUUAAAUAAUUCAUUUAAUUAAGUGGCUAGUGCAUUUUCUGACAAAAUAAUGAACAGUUGCCACGUUAAUAAAAAUAUCUUAGCUGGAUGUAGAUUACAGCACGCCUACCUCGUGUUACCUAGAAUAGUAUCAAAGUUCUGAAAGUGUAAUUGCUAGUCUAGGUGAAGAGACUGGUGCUGUCGCAGAACCUUGUUUGGCUGAACAAAAGCCUGCAUUAUGCUACCUCAUCGUCUCAUCAGCCUCUGUUACCAGGGGUGUUUCUGGUGUCAUGGUUUUGCUGUUUAGUAUGAAUCCUGCAUGACACUUAUGUAGACAGGUACGCAGAAAAGUCUCUUCUACUUUGGGGGUACUGGAAUUUUAACCGCCGUACAGGUGGCGUGCGCUAUGACGUCACACGCGGUUAAACAACAGUUUCAGAAUGUGUUGAUUAAUUUGCUGUAACAGCACAACUAUGAAAAUAGUUUUUUUUACGCGCGUUGUAACGUGUAACAACUAAUUUACACUUUAAAUUAAAUGACGCUUUACAGUUGAAGUGUAAUAAUAAACAGUUUAAUAACGUGCUGUCUAACAGAAAUAUAAGUAUUCGUUGUUAAUUGAAACCGUCUAUAAGGAGACAUUUAUUUACGUUUUAUGGAGUCUUAGCGACUUCAACAUUCAGUAAGUUUCCAGAGAAGGAGUUUCCACUACCUCUAUUUUCUUUCUCUUGAAGUUAAUAAGACAAAAUCAAAAACGGAGCUUCUAGUGUUACUGACAAGAACACGGAAAGCGCAAACUCCUGUGUCCUGAAGUCUUGUGGAUGUGUUGUUCAUUAAUACAUUAAAAAUGGUAAUAUUUGGCAAAUCAUUGUGAUAUAAAGGAAUAAGAUCGGACAUACAAACUAAAAAACUACUUGAGAUUCUCAGCUGUAAAAUGUGUCUAUUUCUUUAUCUACUGUGUUAUUAUUAUUAUUAUUAUUAUUAUUAUUAUUAUUAUUAUUAUUAUUAUUAUUAUUUUAGCAGUUGAAACCGCAGUUUUUUGAAACCCCAGCAGUCCUGUUCCGGUGUCCUUACAGUCUACUUAAGUCGAGCUGAGUUUUAUCAGUCGAGGAUAGUGGCUUUAUGUUAUAUUUACUGAAGAACUGUAUGUCUAUUCUGUCAGUAAUACGGGUCAAUAUAUACUA
Messenger RNA from Hemibagrus wyckioides, 4503 nucleotides. RefSeq names its product homeobox A1a (gene hoxa1a). The transcript is spliced from 2 exons. The coding region runs from base 2184 to 3164 and encodes 326 amino acids. Gene Ontology annotation, biological process: regulation of transcription by RNA polymerase II. NCBI's taxonomy places the organism in Eukaryota, Metazoa, Chordata, Actinopteri, Siluriformes, Bagridae. The record is from RefSeq and is a predicted model, not a curated record. Gene Ontology annotation, cellular component: nucleus. Gene Ontology annotation, molecular function: RNA polymerase II cis-regulatory region sequence-specific DNA binding; DNA-binding transcription factor activity, RNA polymerase II-specific.